Lindgomyces ingoldianus is the source of this 417-nucleotide messenger RNA. RefSeq lists its product as uncharacterized. The coding region runs from base 1 to 417 and encodes 138 amino acids. The record is from RefSeq and is a predicted model, not a curated record. The transcript is spliced from 2 exons. NCBI's taxonomy places the organism in Eukaryota, Fungi, Ascomycota, Dothideomycetes, Pleosporales, Lindgomycetaceae.
AUGGCGCUCGCGGACUAUGCACAGGCGGAUAGCUACCUCCAGUCGGGCUUCGCGCACACGAUAGGCUGGGGCAGCCGCUCGCCGCUGAACACGCUCGCGAACCCGGCGUCGGCGAUCGCGCCUGCCUCGAUCAGACGUCUCUCGUUGCGGCUGCGCGCAGGGAAGGUGCCGCUCGUGCGGCGGACAAGAGUCGAAUAUACGGAGCCGGACAUGUCGGACGCGGGAAUCUUCUUCUACAAGACGCCGCUGCUCACUGUCUUCCAGAAGGGCAUCGAGACGGGCUUGGAGAGCUGUGUUACGGGCCUGGAGCCGCGCGACGGCGAGCUGGUCGUCCUCAAGCGGUAUCCCAGCGCCUUCUUUGCGACGGACCUCGACACACGGCUGCAAUUGAAGGUCGUAGACAUGUUCGUUGUCUAA